GGUCCCACCCCACCCUCAGAAGCUCGACCGCAGCUCCUCUGUUGACCAAAAAUGGGAAGCUGGAGGGUGAGGUUGUCUCGGUUAUGAGAUACUGGAUAACAGCUCUACACUAGCUGUAUUUGCAAGAAGGGUCGCAAACGUAGCAGGAACUGCGACCCCAUUCGACACCAUUCAAAUCACCAAAGACUGGACCUCUGUUCUACAGAUGAUUCAAUCACCCUACACUAACCCACCCGACUCACAGAUGCAACCAGACGAGCAAUUUCUCCGAGUCCUUACUUGCAACGCCUCAGGCUCACCACUUAUUUCAACUCUGAAGUCCCCCUUCCAAAACUGGCUUAUCAUAAACUUGGAAUCUCUUUACCAAGUCUCCCCGGAAGCCAACGCCAUGGAUGCCGCAGUAUUGGGCAGUUUCCGACAAAUGGAUGACUUCACUGCAAUCAGCAAUGCAGAGGCAAGAAGGCUCGAUUGGGACGCUUUGAGUAAUAUACGGCUCAAGGACUUUUCUUACGCCUCGAGAAGACUGACUAUAAGAUAUGAAGUCAACGAGGAGCAUCGACGCAAAAUCUACGACGAGACGAAAAAGGCGAUGGCAGAGCUAUGGAGCGCAAAUCCGAGAGGACUUUUCCCUAGUCCGGCGCAAGUUCGCGAGACAAUAGAUAGCUGCGAGACAGUGGAGUUGGAGUCCGACAGAAGCAAGACGAAAUCGAAGCACAAGCCCACUAGUUCCGUAUAGCUAUAGGCGCCAAUUUAGAUUCUCGAGUCCUUAAAACCAAUGACGGCCAUGUUGGGCUGGGGCCUCAAAGUGUUAGCGUCGGUGAU
This is a messenger RNA of Lindgomyces ingoldianus, 822 nucleotides long. RefSeq lists its product as uncharacterized. The record is from RefSeq and is a predicted model, not a curated record. The transcript has a single exon. The coding region runs from base 206 to 736 and encodes 176 amino acids. Lineage: Eukaryota; Fungi; Ascomycota; Dothideomycetes; Pleosporales; Lindgomycetaceae.